AUGUUUGAUCCAGAGUCAGAGAAUGUGAAAGCGGUAGAUUGGGACGAAACGGAUAUGGAAAAUGAGAAUAUUGAGGCUGAAGAUGGGAGACUGAAUAAUGAAGCUGCAGAUGUGGAAGUGAGACAUCUCACGAAAAUAUACGGAUUGAACCGAGCCGUUGAUGCGCUCUCGUUCACUGCAUAUCGCGGAAAUGUAACAGUACUUCUUGGCCAUAACGGAGCCGGUAAAAGUACAACAUUUUCGAUAUUGACCGGAUUGACGAAUCCAUCGGCUGGAUCAAUCCGGAUCUGCGGUACUGAUCUGAAUCCGACCACGCUGCGACUCUGCCAAAAGAAUAUCGGAUUCUGUCCGCAGUACAACCCGUUAUUUAAACUGCUGACCGUACGAGAACAUCUGCAGUUGAUAAGGAAACUGAAGAAUAAUUCGGACGAUUGCGUUGAUGAGCUGAUUGAUGAAUUGCAGUUGCACGAUAAAGCCGAUAUCGUGAGUUGUUUCAUUUCUUACACCGUUUGA
Anisakis simplex (herring worm) is the source of this 513-nucleotide messenger RNA. The record is from the annotation of a GenBank genome assembly. Lineage: Eukaryota; Metazoa; Nematoda; Chromadorea; Rhabditida; Anisakidae.